Exophiala spinifera is the source of this 2124-nucleotide messenger RNA. RefSeq lists its product as uncharacterized. The transcript has 2 exons. The record is from RefSeq and is a predicted model, not a curated record. NCBI's taxonomy places the organism in Eukaryota, Fungi, Ascomycota, Eurotiomycetes, Chaetothyriales, Herpotrichiellaceae. Bases 1 to 2124 code for a protein of 707 amino acids.
AUGACCAUCAUAUACCUCGUACCUCAUCCCUCAGCGCAAUUGCUGCACAUUCCAGUCUCCGUUGAUAUCUCGAGAAGCCCAGCAUUCCUCUUGGGUAAGAUGGGUGUCGAGCCUCCCUUCAUCUAUGACCGGCCUAGCACCUACACCUUCGGAGGUCCAACCCAGCGGGGGUUCAACCCGAAAGCGGCCACUCAGGCAUCAUGGGCUCCAAAGCCAGCCAAACCGAAACAAGAAGGGCCCUUGAUUGACUUCAACAAGCACCCUGACACGUUUGUGGCUGUUCCUUACGGCAACCUCAAUGCGGAACCCAUGCCUCCGAACACUGAACGACGAGUGACCAGAAGCCGUCAAAUCCUUCUGUUCGUGCGAAUCUGCAGCUUGCUGGGAGCCUUGGGCAACCUAUUCUGUGUCAUCGCCGUCAAAAAAGUCGCGACUGAGGUUGGCUGGAUCAUUCGAGCUGCGCCUGCAGUAGCUGUUGUCCACACUCUUUACGGAAUAUACCAUCUUUUCAAAGCUGCCGCUGGCAGAACACCUGGGUCCACCGCAAGCUACAUGGUCUUUGCAGGUGUGGUCGAUACUGGCUUGAUUCCAUUCUUCGUUUUCUCAGCGUGGUUGGCACAUGCAGAGUAUGCAGAAAACAAGUAUGGUUGGGGUACACUGUUCAACGAUCCCGACAUCUCGUACAAGAUCAUCUUUGCUCUGUUCCUCCUAUCAUGCAUUGAAACCGGCCUCACGGUGAUGUCCCUGAUUUUCGACAUAUAUUUGGGAGUGAAAUUCCGCCAGAUUGCCAGACUUCCUCCCGACCUCAAUCCCUUGGAACCGAACUUUACUUCGCGCCACAAACGGAACAAGUCCGAAGGCAUCACCGAGAAGAAUAUGAGAACGUCAGAACUGGCGUCCAGACGAGAACCGCAGGGUACUGGGUUCAAACGAGUUCCGUUCAUCCACACGCGUACGGACUCGGCAGACAGCGUAACACUGUAUGGUAGCGAAGCUGCACGGACAUCCAGAAUUGGACUGAGGAAAGAAUUCGAGGACAACGAGAAGGAUCCCUGGCGUUGGUCGAGAACAUCGUCUCCUACACGACCUAGUUCUGCAGUCAGCCCAUCACCCAAUUCACGUGCCGCUGGGGCGGGUCUGGAAUACCGCCCCGAGCGUUCUUCCGGCCUAUCUCAGCCGACAAGUCGUCCAGCUUCCUGGCUUUCGUAUCUCGACUAUGAAGGUGUGCCUAACCACAUGAGCGAUGAAGCUACUAAUGAACUCGACCACGAGGUUCGCCCUGUUUCUCCCGUCUCGGCUCUCUCGAUGCAUGAUACCUCUCAUGUCAACAUGAGCAACGAACGGGAGAAUUGGUACCAAGGCUCCGGACACAACAGUCAAGCACAAGCAGUAUUGUCACAUAACGGGGGCCAAGUAUUGACGCAACACACCAAUGCUAGCAGAAGUAGAAUAAGUCAACUCUUGCAGACACAGUCUCCACCACAGCCAAAGAGAAGUCGUGAGCCUCUUGCAAUGAACCCACCAUCACCUGUGAGAGGGCAGUUUGUCAAUGAAAACAUAUACUCGACGGGGUUGCAUAAGGUCCAAGCUUCAGAAUACCCUCCUCGAGGGGUGCUUUCCGAAACCGAUCUCAACGGUGAAACUCGAGGCAAUGGAGGACCCAGACCAGCGAGCAUUGUGGGAAGCGCCUCAAAGGCUCGUUCCUAUGGAGACCUUCAGUCACCCGCUGGUGUGGUGACACCGCACGGUGACAAGAAGGAUGGCAACCUGGCUCUCCACCGAGUCGAGGAUCCCUACGAACGCACCAAAACCAUGCAGAGCGAAAGCGAGUAUAGCACCAACUUCGAAGUCUAUACUGAUGACCAUGACGACGAUGGAAGACUUUCUGCCCAUAUCGGUGGUGGUGCGCCGCAGGGUCCGUGGAAUGGCGUUCGACAAGCUUCCAACUCUACUGGACACGACCUGAACGGAGGGUAUGCAGAACUGGGCUCCGAAUUUGGUGUGGGCAUGGGCCGACGACGUGAUGUUAGUGGAAAGGUGGCCGAGGAAGGUCGGUCCUCGCCCUCUAAGAAUCAGAAGACCAAGAAUGGCGCAGCAGGCUGGGAGAGAUUCAAAGGGUUGUAA